Messenger RNA from Mesorhabditis spiculigera, 1389 nucleotides. The record is from the annotation of a GenBank genome assembly. NCBI's taxonomy places the organism in Eukaryota, Metazoa, Nematoda, Chromadorea, Rhabditida, Rhabditidae.
AUGAGACGUCUGUUGUUCGCCCUGCUGCUAGCUUUGAAUGGAAAUCAAGCCGUGACCCGCUCUCAACUGCCGACCGGGGUUUUCCAAGUUGUGCCCCUUUUCGAUUCACCAGCUCAAGGAGAUGGCCAAAGAUUUGAUGCGAUUGUUGGGCAAAAGCUGGAUGCGAUAACGACGACGACAUCAAAGCCCCGUUCAUCGAGCCCAAUCCCGGGCGUCGAUUUCCACGGUCCUCUCUGGCUUCCGCGUAGCUACAAAGUGACGUGUUGUCGUGGGGGAGUGCCACAACCUGAGAAUAUUGAGCUAAUCACCAAUUGGACGCAGACCGCCUCCGAUUAUGCGAUUGAUGAGAGCGGGGCACAACCGGCUGAGAGUUGUCGUGUGUACGAGGGCGAAUUCCUGCUGGCCGCCUAUGCCCUCUUCAACCUCAAUUCGUAUACCGGCUAUGGGGUACGGUGCAAAUGUUCUCAAGCGGAUUCGUCGGCAGUAGAUGCACAUUGCCGUCCCCUGCCCCCCUGUCUUCAUGGUGGUCGUCGUUCACUGUCGUAUGGCGGAAAAUGCGUCUGUCCCGAUCCGUAUUUUGGCGAGAAUUGCGAAAAGAUUUGCGAUCAGGGCCAGAAAUUGAAAGGCAUGGACGGGCGUGAGUACUGCUCGUGCGUACCGUUCUACCAGGGCGAAGAAUGCCGAGAGAUGUUGUGUCUUAAUGGAGGCGUCGAGACGGAUAGAAAAUGCCAAUGCCCGCCCUCAUUCCUCGGAUAUCACUGCGAAAUUGACGCAAACCGGACGACGCAUGGCAAUCGAUAUGGACGGUUUGGGGAUGCUCAGCACGACGGCGAGCUGUUCUCGCGUGACAUCUCGGGCACCGUGUUCAGCAUGGUGAUGAUCAUUGUACUAAUCGUUUCAAUGUAUUUAUUGAUGAAACACCGAAUGCACGCACAGUACCAGCAACAAUCGUCCCGGGAACGUCGCGACGCACUCGGGUCGAUUUUUGGGCCGCGGAGCGGGCAGAAUGAGGGACAACCAGGCUCCAGCGAGCCCCUAUCCACGAUGCAUUUCGUAGCGAUGGGCAUCGAAGGGCCCCCACCGUAUUCCACACAAACCAGAGCGUACCGUACCCGCGACUCGGCCCUGCCCCCAUUGCCGAGUUAUGAAGAUGCAACGAAAUUGGCGCCGCUCAGACACCUGGGAAGACAGGAUCGACAACGACCGACUCGACCAAUUACAAUGUAUGAGAGAGGCGCUAAUGAUGAAAGACCAACCACAACGGCUGGCUCAUCUUCCAGAGCACCACCCGUGGAAGAGCGACGACCCUCGAGCCCUGAACACGCUGACGAUGAUGAUCAUCCCCUUGCUCCCCAUUUCUCACGCUCAAACCAUUUGAGGCGGAGUGUC